GUCCUAGUUGGGGAAAGAGAAUGACAUGUUGCAAAAAUUUCCCAUUGCCACUCACAAUGGCGUCGUGGAAGUGAAGAUUUUCUCUUUUCUCGUUUUUUCCGGGACACUUUUCUCUUGUCCUGCGGGCCAUUUUAUUAUUCCCCAAAAGAAAUUUCCAACAAAUUUGGUGCAUUUUGUGAUAUAUUUUAGUGCAAUUUCCAAAAGAAAGACUUUUUUUUGUAUUCAGUGAGCCAAAAGCUCAUUUAAUCAAUUUUCCAUUUUCGGCUUUUCCUCUUACACACCGCAAGAAGACAAUUUUGAAUAAAUAAAUAAAUAAAGAAAAAAAACGUCCAACAAUGGGGCUCGUGUGAGAAAAGCUUGCGAAAAGAUGAAAGUACCGGACGAGCGCGCACACACACACAGGGGAGCCGCCAAAAUGUGUAAAGAGAGGCGCUAAAGAUCUCCUCCCCACAUAAAGCACAACACAGUCGUGUCCGGACAUUUGGGCUGUGCGGCUGAGGGAAACGAGUGUGUGUCCACAACCGGCUGUGGAGAAAUAUGGCUGAGAUUGUGUCCCCCACGUCGGCAGUGCCUCCGCCACCGCAGAGAAAAUCCACUCCUGACAUGAGUGAGGAGGAUGAAUUAGAUGCCUCUACGCACUCGCAGGUUCUUCAGCGCAUGAAGACAGACAGAGUGGCGGUUACACGGCCAGAGGAGGACCGAAGACGACGCACAAUUAUUGUGGAGAAAAAGAAUGGAUCGUAUGGGUUUACGCUUCAAAGUUAUGGGAUUCACUAUAAGAAGGAACAGGAGGUGGAGAUGAUCACAUAUGUGGAUUAUGUAGAGUACGAUGGUCCUGCAUACCGAGCAGGAAUGCGGGAAGGUGAUGUGAUCCUGUCAAUCAAUGGCACAGACAUGGAGAAGGCAGAUCACAAGACACUCGUGACAUUCAUAAAGGAAUGCGAUGCCCGGAUGCGCAUGGUGGUGUUGUUUGAGGAUUGUGUACGCAAAGUGGAGCUCCACAUGCGUUACCUGCAGCUGCAGAAUGUCCUCCAGGGGAAAAUGAGUGAGUUGGAGCGUAUUUGUCUGCGCGAGAGGGAGCUCCUCGAGGGUAAAUGGAAGACACACAGUUUGCCGGCGAGGAAGAAAGCCACUGCUGCGGGAGAAGAAGCUGUGGGUGAGGGAGAAAUGCUGGGCAAUCGUCCAACAUCCACGGAGGACGUUGGGGGAUUGGGGAAGCAGCAGCAGAAGAGCCAGCAGCAUGUUGGUCCACCACCGACGCAAAUGAUGCUCGCCUAUCGCUACCUCGAUCCACACUGUCGCUACAUUCUACGUCCAUCCGCCUCAACGGGCAGUGGGGAGUACUUGAUUAGUAUCGCCCCGGCUGGACCACCACCCCAACCGCAUCAGCAGCAGCAGCGUUGCCGAAGUCAGCAAUACUUGCGACGAGUGCCGUCAUCGGAUAACAACACAACAGCCUCAUCCCUUCCGGAGGAUAACACAACAAAACGCUCCCAGGCACAGCAGCAGGAGCAAAAGGCAAAGUCCAGUCGUCAUUGUCACGGCCAUUCGUGCAAUCCCUGCCAUUUUGGACGCAGCAAGACCACCACCAACAAUGGGGACAACGUGAGUCUCGAUGCCUACGACCUGGCUAGCCCGUGCUGUGAAGCUCAGUGCAUCCCGGUGCGUCGACGAUCGCGACAUCACAGCAAGGAUCACCAUCAGCAUAAGCACAAGCAUCGUAGCAAAGAGUCCAAGGAGAGACAUCAGCAGCGAACACAACCAGCUGCCCCACCAGCUCCACCACCCCAAUUUGCCAAUCAACCAAGAUACUACGACCUCAGUGCUGGCCUUGCAAGUCACUGCAGUUUGCACUCAUGCACAUCCAGUGAAUUCGCAGCAACAACAGUAGACGGAUCAGUGACAUCCUACACAACAUCCCUCAGCACAGACACCCUCUGGGAUCCACACAGUGACCCCUCACGUGGGCAUUCCCUCAAAUCCGGCGCCAAUCCCCGAACACGCACAAGUGUCUCGUACUACGCUCAACCCUCCCCGCAUCAGAGCUUCCCCACACGUUUCUAUCCCCAUGCUCAGGUGCAACCAGUUUCGGGCUACGGGUAUGCCGUGCAGAAGCCCAAAUCCUGGGAUAAUCUCACAACGAAGGGUGGAUAUGGCUUUGGCUAUGGCUACCUGGACACUGUGGCACCCAAAGUCAAUCAAAUACCCCCACAGCGGCAUUCAAUGCCCCGGAAGAUGACUCCGGCCUACGAGCGGUAUACAGCAUUCUCAGAUGUGGAGAACUAUGCACCGCCACCGUCCCAAUUUGUCCAGCAAACCACCACAACGACCACAACCAUUAGUCUCGUUGGCCCACCGCUGUGUGAGUGCCUCGAGGGUGCCACGGUGCCGAAGGGUGCCACAACCCAAGCUACAUCCCUCACUUCCGCCGCCGGCUACUACUCUAGCCUUCCCCCACGUGAUCCCACAAAAGCCCCACAAGCAGAGAUUACGCGCCUCUAGUGAGACUCCUUCCCCCAGCGCGUGUGCAUCCAACAACAACAAAAUAUUCUAGUCAUGAGAACAGAUCAACUGAGCAUUCCUAAUGUUUGAAAAAAAAAAAUGUUUGCCCCCCUGCCCUGCAACCCCCCUUGUUUAGUCUAUUCCCCCUUUCUAUUUAGACAAAAUGCCUAUAUAGCUAAAAUAUGUAAAACUCAAUUUAUUACAAUUUAUUAAAAUUAAUUAUUAAAUGUCCUUAUAGGAAAAAAAAA
Messenger RNA from Lutzomyia longipalpis, 2750 nucleotides. RefSeq lists its product as uncharacterized. The record is from RefSeq and is a predicted model, not a curated record. NCBI's taxonomy places the organism in Eukaryota, Metazoa, Arthropoda, Insecta, Diptera, Psychodidae. Gene Ontology annotation, molecular function: protein binding. The transcript is spliced from 5 exons. The coding region runs from base 538 to 2502 and encodes 654 amino acids.